AUGGAUUGUGAUCAUCUAUUGAAACUAGGCAUGAUGGCUAAAAAGAUAUUAGAGAAUGGAAAGGGGAUACUUGCAGCUGAUGAAAGUCCGGGGACACUAGGCAAGAGAUUAGAAAGGCUUGGGAUCGAAAACACAGAAGAAAACAGAAGGAAGUUCAGAGAAAUCCUAUUUAGCACUAAAGAGCUUGAAAGAUAUAUAGGUGGAGUUAUUCUAAACCAAGAGACAUUUGGACAGACAAACGAAGAUGGAGUUCCAUUAACAAAACUGUUGAAGAAAAGAGGCAUCGAGAUAGGCAUAAAGCUUGAUAAAGGACUAAUCGAUUACAAAGAAAAAGAAAAAAUCUCUGUAGGUCUUGAAGACUUGGAUUUGAGGUGCAAAUCGUCUACAUUCAAAGAUGCCACAUUUGCCAAAUGGAGGUCCCUAUUUUACUUCUACGAUGGGAUUCCUUCUGAAGACUGCAUCAAUGAAAACUGCUCUGUUUUGGCAAAGUAUGCAAUAAUAUGCCAGAAGAAUGGGCUUGUUCCGAUUGUGGAACCAGAGAUAUUUCUUGAGGGAGAUUACACUAUAGAAGGUUCAUACAAGGUAUUCAGACAGAUACUAAGCACAUUGGUAAAGUACUUGAACUACGAAUCUGUUUACAUUCCAGGAGUCCUCAUUAAGACAAGCUAUGUUACAUCCGGGAUACUUAGUGAUGAAAAGUAUACGCCAAAGAAGGUGGCAACAUAUACAUUCAGAGCCCUUUUAUCAACCGUUCCUUGUGGAGUUCCAGGAAUCGUCUUUUUAAGUGGAGGUCACAGCUCAGAAAAGGCCAUUGCCUUUCUCAAUGCAAUAAAUAUGGAGAGAGGAUGCAGAACAUGGACCUUGAGCUUCAGCUUUGGAAGAGCAUUGACGGAUGAUGUCUUAGAAGCAUGGAGGGGAGAAGACCCAAACAUUGAAGAGGCACAAAGAGUGCUUCUGGAGACAUCGUUCAAAGCCUAUAAAGCAGCUGAAGGGAAGCUGUGA
Molecule: messenger RNA, 1002 nt
Organism: Encephalitozoon romaleae SJ-2008
Lineage: Eukaryota; Fungi; Microsporidia; Unikaryonidae
Product: fructose-bisphosphate aldolase B
Exons: 1
Coding region: 1-1002 (333 amino acids)
Biological process (GO): glycolytic process; fructose 1,6-bisphosphate metabolic process
Cellular component (GO): cytosol
Molecular function (GO): fructose-bisphosphate aldolase activity
Source: RefSeq, a predicted model, not a curated record